AUGACCGACCGCCCCGCCACCUCUCCCGCCCGCUCAUUCACAACCAUGGCCACGCCCACACCCACGCCGCCGCCCAUACCACCACCGCUCGAUAAGGCGUCGUGCAUCACGCUCGUGACGCAUACCCUCGCCGACGCGCGCGCCCGCGGAGAUCCGGUCACGAUCGACUUGUCGCAUCAGCGCAUUGCGGCUAUUCCGGUGGAGGUGCUGGAGCUGGUAAAGUGCGAGAUUGAGAGGCUAGCACUUGCGCAUAACCAGCUCACGGGCUUCUCGGACGAGUUUGCGGCCUUGCCGAGGCUGCGGUACCUUAACCUGCGGUCAAACUUUCUGCGCGAGUUCCCUGCUGCGCUUACACGACUGCCGUCACUCGAGAUUCUUGACGUAUCACGAAAUCGACUGCGUGCACUACCUGCCGACUUUGGCACGCUCGUUAACCUUAAGGUACUCUCCAUGUCGAAAAACAAAAUCACAACGCUCCCCGCCUACAUUGGCGACAUGCACGACCUCAAGAUCCUGAAGCUGGACCACAACCCGCUGUCGUUCCCGCCGGCGGCGGUGCUGGACCUGGACGGCGAAGAGACGGACCGCGACGCGUGGCUGGACAACUUGAAGCGGUUUCUGAGGAAUGGGUCGAGUGGCAGCGAAAACGACUUUUUGAGCACUGCAGCGACAUUGGUGGCACGACCGAGCACGGAAACACUGUUCUCGGACGCCGGAAAUGGAAAUGGUGACACCAUCAAGCCACUGAAAGGAGGCGGAGUAGGGGGAGGAGGAGGGGGAGGAAUGAUUGGAGGGGAAAUGAUCGGCGGGGGAGGAGGAGGACUUGAGCCCACAAUCACCCCUUCCGUGACACCCCUGGCAUGGCUGCCAAAAAGGCGUCGAUGGGCACCGGGCGGCGGCCCCCCAAACAACUCUUGCAAAGCCUCCCGAUGGCCCUCCUCCCAGCCGCCCUCAAGUCCCCCGGGCCACUGCAGCCCCUCCCGCAGACGCCCACUGAGCGCUCACGCAGCAACUCAGAGUCCACGAUCCUCAACACCCGGCGCAUGGGCAUGGUGGGCACGCGGGGCAAGCACGCCGAGCAGCAACACCUUCGCACCGUCGAUGAGCAGCACCUACAACUCCAGAAAGCAAAACACCAGCGCGGCUACUCCCACGACUCUGCCGUCGUCCGCGGCGGCGGUGGCAGCGGUAAUGUCCGUCUCCUCCGCGCGCAUCGGCGAGGCCGCACGCGGAAUCCUGUACGCAAUGUCGACGCUGCAGGGCCCCAUCGAGGAGUUUGUACAGUCGCUCACCCCCGCCCCCGCGGGCGACACAAGCACCAUCGACACGGCGCUCUACACCGCCAACAUCCACAUCGGCACGCUUGUCAGCGCGCUCGAGGCAUUCGAGGAGACUGACGAAGAGGCGCAGGUCAUUGACGCAUGCUACGCGUGCGUCGCGGCGUUUAAGCGCGUGCUGGCACUCAUACGCGAGACGGGCGGCGCGGGCUGCCAGGAGAAGAGAUACGUGAGGACGCUGCUGCUCAUGGUGUAUGGAUCGUAUAUCGAGAUUCAGCACAGCUAUGAGACGCUGCGGCCGCUGCUGCCCGGCGCGGGAGAGGAGCCCCCCGUGACGGCGAGGUUGUAUGCGCCGCCGCCGCCGCCGCUGAGACUGAAGAAUAGUAGCUCGGUGGUGAGUCUGCCGUCGACGCCGCGGCAGGACGUGUUUAUGCUGCAGCCGCCGCCGACGCCGGGGUUGGCGGUGGCGGGGGCCGUGGACGGCGGGUUUGAUAGCGAUGAGCCGCUGUAUGGGAAGUUUGUGGCGGCGACGACGGCCGCGACGACGACGCUGCCGGUGAUUGAGCGCGAGAUUAAGGCGGCGGCGGGGUCGGUGCCGAAUCCGGCGGUGGCGUUGAAGCUGAGGGAGGUGGCGGCGCUGUGUGUGGCCGGGACGGAGGCCGCGAGGAGACUGGGGAUGGUGAAGUGGGAGGCGGUGAGGGAGGGGGAUGUGGCGGAGCGGAGGAGGUUCUGGGAGGAGACGAAUAAGUUUACUAAUUUGGUGAUCAAUAUCGCGGAACUCAUCAAGUCAAUAACACAGGAGCACCCGUUUCCAAAACCGACGCUCAUCGCGGUGGGGACCGUCGUGCGCCCGACGAAGGACCUGUACAUCCUCAUGAACGGGUCGGCGUUCAGACACCAGCAGCAGCAGUAUGCGGCCACGCCGCUGUCGGCCGCGUUGGGGGUCGCCAUGCAGGCGACGAUACCGCAGAUGGCGGGGGCGUAUAGUGCGGGGAGAAGCGGGACGAUGGUGAGCUUGGGGCCGCAGAUGGGGAUGGGGAUGGGGGAGGUGGGGAUGGGGGCGGGGGCGUUUGGGAAGGGGGUGAGGUUGACAUGA
Molecule: messenger RNA, 2373 nt
Organism: Morchella importuna
Lineage: Eukaryota; Fungi; Ascomycota; Pezizomycetes; Pezizales; Morchellaceae
Exons: 7
Coding region: 1-2373 (790 amino acids)
Molecular function (GO): protein binding
Source: RefSeq, a predicted model, not a curated record